AUGGCCUUCACAGGAGUUUCCGAGAAGCACAUUGUGUUUACAGAUGGAGAUUUGAUCAAGUACAAUCUGCAGCCUUCCCAGUUCCUGUCCGGGUUCCUGGUGGAACUAUUGGAGAGAGAGGAUUCUGGCCGGAGCGUGGUGCACACAUUCCCACACCUCACCAUCCAAGAGUUUGUAGCCGCACUCGCACAAUUCCUGACUCCAGAUCAUGGGCAUAUUCUGAAAUUCCUGACUGAAGCCCACAACACGACAGAUGGGAAAUUUGAUGUAUUUCUCCGUUUUGUUGCUGGUCUCUCCUCCCCAGGGUCAGCUCGGGCUCUGGAGGAGUUUCUGGGUCCAUUUCCUCAUCAAACAACCUGCCGAGUGAUUGACUGGGUGAAGCAGGAGUUUAAACGUCAUAGUGGAAACACAAGGAGUGAAGCUGGUAAAAGAAGACUCCUAAAUACACUGCACUACCUGUUUGAGUCUCAGAACCGUGGACUGACUCAGGCCGCACUGGGAUCUGUGGAAACACUUUCAUUGAGUGGAUUUCGACUGACCCCGAUUGACUGCGCCGUCCUGUCUCAUGUCAUUGGGCUCUGUGAUGCAAUAAACCACCUCGAUCUGUUGGGCUGCCACAUUCUGUUUGAAGGGGUACAGCGGCUAGGACCCGUGCUGCACAAAUGCCGAAGUUUGUGGCUGGACGAUAACUGUCUGACAGUUGCUUGUGUCGAAAAUCUCGCCCAAGCGCUCAGUGCAAACCGCUUACUGACGGAGCUGCACUUAGGUCAUAAUAAACUGGGAGAUUCGGGAGUGAAACUGGUGUCUGAGGCACUAAGGAACGCGGAGUGUAAAAUACAGAAACUGAGUCUGCAAGCUUCCGGUCUCACAGAUUCUUGCACCGAGAAUCUCGCCUGCGCUCUCAGUGAAGUUCGCUCACUGAAGGUCCUGGAGUUGGGAAACAACUCCCUUACAGACAGGUCUGUCCCCGCUCUCUGCCGUCUCAUGGGGACCUGCCGGAAUCUGGAGCGCAUCACAACCCAUAUCGCUGACUGGUUCGGGCUCUCUGGAACCAGAAGCGUAACCGACAUCACAAGCUACCCAAAGAGGGGAUACCGGGCUGAGACAGAUCGCUGGGGAUGGACGGACGGGAAGGACAUUACUCGGCAGGCAGGUUAUCGGACAGGAGGUGACACGGAAGGAAUGAGCCCAAUGGAAGUCGAUGUUCUCACAGAAACACAAAGGCUACAGAAUGGAAGGAAAUCUAUUCAACCCAACGAGGGCGCAUCGGCCACACCUGAAAAUAAGAGCAAUUUCCUGCGUGACCCUCUGGUCCGCUUGUUGUCCCCCACCCCCCACACUGACCGUACCCUGCCCUUGCCCCUACAACACCAUACUCAACCAGGGAGGCAGAAGUUGACGUGCACCUGCUUCAAACUCGAAAACUGCAGUUCUUGCUCUCAACGUGACCUCCAGAACAUCAGAGUGUCCAAGCGGAGUGCAGGCGACCGCUUUGCAGAACACCUGCGCCAAGUGGGCAACGGCCGCCUUGGGGGACCCGGCAUCUCCAGGGAUAUCGCGAGUGCAUUGUUCAAUAUGAACCAGGUGUCGGUCAAGAUUACUGAAACCAGUCAGGGCUACAUCGGAGUAUAA
Pristis pectinata (smalltooth sawfish) is the source of this 1632-nucleotide messenger RNA. RefSeq names its product NACHT, LRR and PYD domains-containing protein 3-like. The transcript is spliced from 7 exons. The coding region runs from base 1 to 1632 and encodes 543 amino acids. NCBI's taxonomy places the organism in Eukaryota, Metazoa, Chordata, Chondrichthyes, Rhinopristiformes, Pristidae. Gene Ontology annotation, cellular component: cytoplasm. Gene Ontology annotation, molecular function: protein binding. The record is from RefSeq and is a predicted model, not a curated record.